AUGACACUGUUGCACUCGCACUCCUCCUUACUCCUUAGUCUGACACCUCACUCACUUUCUCUCUUUCUCUCUCACACACCACACACACUCACUCACUCACUCACUCUUCCUCUACAAUUACAAGAAUUUUGUUUGUGGGUUUUUUGUUUUCGUGCCAUUUGAGCCAUUGGAUCAGAGGGAUUAUGUUGGCUUAUUAGUCAGAGAAGGGGAAUUUUAGUAGCAUAAGUGGGUGGAGUUAGGAGCUUGGGAGACGGAGAGAUGUCAAGUGACAGAAACACCCACUGGUGUUAUACUUGUAGGCAGCCUGUUGAAAUUCGAAGACAAAAUGCAGUUUGCUCGAAUUGUUUUGGAGGCUUUAUUCAAGAGCUUGAUGAGAUUCUGACUAUGAACUUGGAAGAUCAAAAUCACAGGCCAAGAUUUAUCGAAGCUGUAUCAAAUUUUUUGAGGCAGCAAACAUCAGUUAGAGGCAAUAAUAGAGGGCGAACAGAUUGGGGAACUGACCAUGGUAGUAUUUGGAAUCCAUUGCUGAUUUUUAGUGGCGACAUGCCCGUUAGGUUGCCAGGCAAUGGUGGACUUGUAGAGUUCCUUAAUGAUGCUUUGGGGUUCAGGCAAGAAAAUGGUGGUGAUUAUUUCGUUGGCCCAGGAGUGGAAGAGUUCUUUGAGCACCUUACAAGCAGUGAUCAACGUGUGCCUCCUCCAGCUUCAAGAUCCUGCAUAGAUGCCCUUCCUACCGUCAAGAUUUCCAAGAAGGAUGUUCGCUCUGAUUCUCAUUGUCCCGUUUGCAAAGAGAAAUUUGAGUUAGGCUCUCAUGCUAGAAAGUUACCUUGCAAACAUUUGUAUCACUCAGAUUGCAUUGUCCCAUGGCUAGAACAACGCAGUUCAUGCCCUGUUUGUCGGCAAGAGCUAACAUCAGAGCAGAGAAAUCAGAACUCUAGAGGACAAAACCGAAGCAGCAGUAGGAGGUUUAGUGGAAGGGAAGGCAGAAGUGAGAAUCCAGAAAGACGUAGGCCAUGGUCCUUCUUGUGGCCUUUUGGCUCAUCUCACUCACAGCGUCGACGUAAUGGGACAGCUGAAACGAGCUCCGUGGCAGUACCCAAUCAUCAGGAUUAUCACUAUACAGAGUAUUCUAAUUGGCCUUUUGAAUAAUAAGCUCCGUUAGUUGAGUUUCUGUUUAGUUUUUUCAGAUAUUCUUUUUCACCAUAAUGUUCAUUCACUUGUCGAACAAAGCUGAUUUCCUUGUAACAAAGGGAGUGCUUAACAAUUGAGUGAUGUGUUCAAAUUUGUGCUAUAAAGAUUAUUGAGUUCUUUACAACUGCUCUUCAA
This is a messenger RNA of Coffea eugenioides, 1323 nucleotides long. RefSeq names its product probable E3 ubiquitin-protein ligase RHC1A. The transcript is spliced from 2 exons. Gene Ontology annotation, molecular function: ubiquitin protein ligase activity. The coding region runs from base 259 to 1146 and encodes 295 amino acids. Gene Ontology annotation, cellular component: cytoplasm. Gene Ontology annotation, biological process: protein ubiquitination. NCBI's taxonomy places the organism in Eukaryota, Viridiplantae, Streptophyta, Magnoliopsida, Gentianales, Rubiaceae. The record is from RefSeq and is a predicted model, not a curated record.